This is a messenger RNA of Hippocampus comes (tiger tail seahorse), 7826 nucleotides long. It is a transcript of the gene phip, whose product is annotated as PHIP subunit of CUL4-Ring ligase complex. The coding region runs from base 64 to 5607 and encodes 1847 amino acids. The record is from RefSeq and is a predicted model, not a curated record. Gene Ontology annotation, cellular component: nucleus. Gene Ontology annotation, biological process: regulation of cell shape; cytoskeleton organization; regulation of transcription by RNA polymerase II. Lineage: Eukaryota; Metazoa; Chordata; Actinopteri; Syngnathiformes; Syngnathidae. Gene Ontology annotation, molecular function: protein binding. The transcript is spliced from 40 exons.
GGGCAGCCACCGACACCCAGCGGCCCGGCUCCGGCGCUGCCCCCGCCGAAGCACGCCGAAAACAUGGCUUCAGACAGGCCACACAUCGCGCAGUUGACUUCUGAGCUCUACUUCCUAAUCGCCCGCUUUCUCGAAGCCGGACCAUGCCAAGAAGCAGCCGAGACGCUGAUCAGGGAGGUGGAGGAUAAGGAGCUGCUUCCCAGGAGGUUGGACUGGACCGGGCAGGAACACCCCGGGACGUAUGACAAUUUGGUGAAGCUGUACCGCCACAUCAGUCCUGAGCACCUGCUGCACGUGUGCUCCAGGGUGUGUCCUCUGCUGGAGCGCGAUGUCCCAGCCAGUGUGCCGGGACUCACUAGCCUGCUGGGGGCCGGCCGACAGAAUCUCCUCCGGACCAGCAAAAGUUGUAAGCAUGUGGUGUGGAAGGGUUCGGCGCUGGCGGCGCUCCACUGCGGACGACCACCAGAGCCUCCUAUCAUCUAUGGGAGCCCGGCCAACAUCGUGGAGACCAGCCACGGCCGGCGCCUGAACGGUUCUUACCGCCUGCGCCAGCUGGUGCCCACCGCAGUGUAUCAGCACAUGAAGAUGCAUAAGAGAAUUUUGGGACACCUUUCCUCAGUCUACUGCGUUACCUUCGACAGGACUGGACGACGCAUAUUCACCGGUUCCGAUGACUGCUUGGUGAAGAUAUGGAGCACGGACAACGGGUGUCUCCUGGCAACGUUGCGUGGGCACGCUGCCGAGAUCUCCGACAUGGCGGUGAGCUACGAGAACACCAUGAUCGCCGCCGGCUCCUGCGACAAGGCCAUCCGCGUGUGGUGCUUGCAGACGUGUGCCCCGCUAGCUGUGCUGGAGGGCCACGCCGCCUCCAUCACUUCGCUUCAGUUUUCUCCUCUGUGUUGCGGCUCCAAGCGCUACCUGUCCUCCACGGGUGCUGACGGCACCAUCUGUUUCUGGCAGUGGGACGCACGCACACUCAAGUUCGGUCAGAGGCCAAGUAAGUUCACUGAACGUUCCAGACCCGGUGUCCAGAUGAUGUGCUCCUCCUUCAGCGCAGGUGGGAUGUUUCUGGCAACGGGAAGCACGGAUCACAUCAUCAGAGUGUAUUACUUUGGCUCAGGACAACCGGAGAAGAUCUCAGAACUGGAGUCACAUACAGACAAAGUUGACAGCAUCCAGUUCUCACACUGCAGCGAUCGGUUUGUGAGUGGCAGCAGGGACGGCACGGCGCGCAUCUGGCAGCUGCAGCCUCAAGGCUGGAGGAGCAUCCUGCUGGACAUGCAGACUAAAUUACCAGGGAAGUACAACCCACCACCACUAGAAGACAAGGUGACCAAGCUAAAGGUCACCAUGGUGGCGUGGGAUCGCCACGACAGCACGGUGAUAACAGCAGCCAACAACCUGACUCUGAAGGUCUGGAAUUCCAUCACUGGGAACCUGGUUCACGUCCUGAUGGGUCACGAGGAUGAGGUGUUUGUACUGGAGCCGCACCCCUUCGAUCCCCGAAUCCUGUUCUCGGCGGGGCACGACGGCAAUUGUAUCGUGUGGGACCUGGCCAGAGGCGUCAAGAUCCGAUCCUACUUCAACAUGAUCGAAGGUCAAGGGCACGGGGCGUUGUUUGACUGCAAGUGUAGCCCGGAUGGGCAACAUUUUGCCGCCACCGACUCCCAUGGUCACCUGCUGAUCUUUGGCUUCGGCUCCAGCGGGAAGUAUGACAAGAUCGCCGACCAGAUGUUCUUCCACACCGACUACCGGCCGCUAAUCCGCGACGCCAACAACUACGUGCUGGACGAGCAGACCCAGCAGGCGCCUCACCUCAUGCCACCCCCCUUCCUGGUGGACGUGGACGGCAACCCCCAUCCGCCCCGAUACCAGCGGCUGGUGCCCGGCCGGGAGGGCUGCCGGGACGAGCAGCUCAUCCCGCAGAUGGGUGUCACCUCCUCGGGCUUAAACCAAGUGGUCAGCGAGCAGGCGGUGGAUGGCUCCAGUCCUCUGGAUACCAUGAUCCAGAGAUUACAACAGGAACAGGACCAGAGGCUGGGCUCCAAUGAGACACCUGCUGCUCCCGGUCCUGGUGCCGCUGCUGCUCUUACCGCAAGCUCCCGAGUCAGCAGAGGGUCUGUGAGUUCUCCGACAGAGGUGCACUCGCCACCCAACGUGGGCCUCCGUCGCAGCGGGCAGAUCGAGGGUGUGCGGCAGAUGCACAGCAACGCCCCGCGCAGCCAGAUGGCCACCGAGGGAGACUUGGUGGCGUGGAGCCGCCGGGUGCUGGUGCCUGAGCUGGAAGACGCUUCCGUCAGGAAACAGGUGAACUGGCGAGAGGCAAAAGGGGAGGAGGAGAUCAACAUUUACCAGUCGGAACGCCGGAGACGCACCAUCCACUCCCUGCCCAAGGAGAGCAGAGUUCAUCCAACUUCAGAGAGCGUGUCUGAUGAGGGGAGGCGGAGUCAGGGUAACCAUGGUUACCAGACCCGGGCAGCCGUGGAGGAGACGAGCCGCCAGAGUGCCGAGGUGGCUGACGAUGAUGACAGCAACUCAGAGGGCGAGACAGAGGUGCGGCACAUCAAUGGGCACUCGUCAGAGGAGGAGAAGGAAGAGGAGCAAAAAGAACCAUGGCCGGAUGAUCACAGCAGUUCGAGCGACUACUCCAGCGACUACUCGGAUUGGACGGCCGACGCGGGCAUCAACUUGGAGCCGCCCAAGAAAAGCGUGAAGGUGAAGAAGAAGAGCAGCAGCUCUGAAGAGGACGGCGACAAGAAGCGUGACCCCAAGAAAGAACGCAAGAAGGACAAAGCCGACAAAGAUGGCGCGUUACCAAAGAAAAAGACCCCAAAAGAGAAAAGGAAGAGGGCAGAGCUUCAGGAGCAAGGGCUAACUUUGGAGGAGUGGCUUCCCUCUUCCUGGAUCACGGACCUGCUUCCCAGAAGAUGUCCUUAUAUUCCACAGAUGGGAGACGAGUUGUACUACUUCCGUCAGGGCCACGAGGCAUACGUGGAGAUGGCCAAACAAAAAAAGAUUUACAGCAUCAACCCUAAGAAGCAACCUUGGCACAAGAUGGAGCUACGGGAGCAGGAACUGAUGAAGAUUGUGGGGAUUAAGUAUGAGGUGGGCUUGCCCACAUUAUGCUGCCUCAAGUUGGCCUUCCUAGACCCGGAGACCGGCAAACUGACUGGAGGAUCCUUCUCUAUGAAGUACCACGACAUGCCGGACGUCAUCGACUUCCUGGUGCUCCGGCAGCAGUUUGACAAUGCCAGAAAGAGGCAGUGGAGUAUUGGUGAUAGGUUUCGCUCUGUGAUCGACGACGCCUGGUGGUUCGGCACCAUCGAGAGUCACGAGCCGUUCCAGCCGCAGUACCCAGACAGCCUGUUUCUCUGCUACAAUGUCUGCUGGGAUAAUGGCGACACGGAGAAGAUGAGUCCCUGGGAUAUGGAGCUCAUUCCUGAUGAGGCGUCCUUCCCAGAUGAAUUGGGCACCAGUGUUCCGCUCACGGAAGAGGAGCAUCGCGAUCUCCUGUACGUGCCGCUGGACGGCGAAUGGGGCUGCCGCACGCGCGCCGACGAGUGCGAGCGGAUCAUCAGUGCCAUCGACCAGCUCUGCACCCUGGACAUAGCGGCGCCUUUUGCUUUCCCGGUGGACCUUCAAGCCUACCCCACCUACUGCACGGUGGUGGCUUAUGUCACAGAUCUCAGCACCAUACGCCAAAGGCUGGUCAACCGCUUUUACAGACGACUGUCGUCUCUGAUGUGGGAAGUUCGUUACGUGGAGCACAACGCGCAGACGUUUAACGAGCCGGGCUCCUUCAUCGUCACCACGGCCAAGUUUGUCUCCGACCUCAUGCUGCAGUUCAUUAAGGACCAAAGUGUGACAGACCUAAUGCCACUCUACAAAACCCUGAAGAAGGCCACCUUCUCGGACUCUGAAGACGAGGAGGAGGAUGAGGAAGACGAGGACACCAGUAUGCCAGGAACCUCCACGCAAAACCACAAGGAGCGGCGUCUAACACGGCAGCGUCUGCGCACGCGACCACCCUCGUACGACCCUCAAGCGUGGCGAGGACGCUGCAAAGAGCUACUGGACCUCAUCUUCCAGUGCGAGGACUCCGAGCCCUUCCGAGAACCCGUCGACUUGCAGGAGUAUCCGGAUUACCUCCAGAUUGUCGACUCUCCAAUGGACUUUGGCACUGUCCUGAACACGCUGACGACAGGCAAGUACCAGACGCCCAUCCAGCUCUGCAAGGAUGUGCGCCUCAUCUUCAGCAACUCCAAAGCGUACACGCCCAGUAAGAAGUCCAGGAUCUACAGCAUGAGUCUGAGACUGUCUGCACUCUUCGAGGAGCACAUAAGCUCCAUCCUUGCUGAUUACCAGGCCAUCCACGGCCUGACGGACAAGCUGACCCGACGGACUGCCGAGCGCCAUGCCCAACACUCCACCCCCGACCAGCGACCCACGCGGCACAACGUGAAGAGACGACGCCGCAGCGAGUCUCCCCCCAGCAGCGCGGCUUCCAGCCCAGAGAGGAAGAGGCGCGUCUCGUCCCGAGUGACCAGCAGGCGUGAGCCUUCGCCACCUCCCUCACGGCCCCCCUCUUUGAGACAGAACCUCCCCCCAAAGUACACGCCUCCGCUGCUUAACGGGAAGAUGGACACACCAGCAGCGGGACGCACGCGCAGCGCCACAAGACACUUUGCGCACUCGCCGCCCUCCUCAGCGUCUACUAACAUUUGCAGCGCCACAGAGUCGACCCGCUCGCUGAGAACGCACAAUUAUGUCUCUGCCUCCACGCCGCCUGCAGCAGCUGAGAAAACGACGCCGUCUUCGGCUGGAGAAGGUGGCGUGACCGGAAGCACUCGGCGGAAACCAAGGACACCUGUAAGACGAGAAUCAGGGUCUCCUGAAAGCCUCCCCUCCCAGAGCACAGCCCUCCUGAAUGGCCACAGCGGUCAUAUGACGGCUGGAGUGGGAAGGAGGGGUCGUAAAUCCCGAGUGGACCCGCCGGCCGACCCGGCGACUCCGGCCAGCCCCUCCAGGAGGCGCGGUCGACCCCCGGGCAAGAAACGAGGCAGGAGGAGCAAAGAAGACCAUGCCAGCCCCACCCCUGAUGAUGAGCUUGACCAAUCCACUGGCGACGAGGGCGGCGCGUCAGCAGCGGUCACGUCAGACUCUGGCACGCCGAGAAAGAGGGGCCGGCCACGGUCCCUCAGAACUGAGGAGGUAACACCGCAGCCCCCACCUCUCCCCACUCCUCCUCCUCUUUCUCCACCUCCUCCCACCACCUCGGAGACACCUGAGCCUUUGCCGCUGAGGAGGAGCAGCCGCAGAGCGCACGAGGACAUUAUGUCCGUGCCACGGACGCAAAGAGGCACUCGGAGGGACGGGGCGGCGGAUCACCAGGAGGAAGAAGAUGAGGAGGAGGGCGAGGAUGAGGCGGUGGGCUCGAUGCGCACCCGUAACCAGGGGCGACGCUCAGCCUGGUAUGUCGAGGAUGACUCUGAGGAGGAGCAGAGGCAACUGCUCUUUGAGGACUCCUCCAUCACCUUCGGAACCUCUUCCAAGGGACGCGUACGCAAGCUGACAGAGAAGGCCAAGGCCAACCUGAUUGGCUGGUAGCCUGACAUAGACAUAUGUGCGCGCACACACACGCAAGCCCCUUUCACACUACCCAACAAAGCCUGCUGAUUUCUGUGGGCUUGAAAAAGCUUUGGAUAAAAAUAACGUUUUCUGAAAAGACUCAAAAGUAGCGAUUUUUCUUUUGGGGAUUUUUCCCACCAUAUUCUGAUCUUUUUUUCUCUCUUCCAAGAGGAAGACUGAAAUUUUAAAUUUUUCAUCAUGAAAACCGUUUUUUUGUCAUGCAGCAAUUUUGCGGAAAUGCUGUGCAAGGGGCUACACACACACACACACACACACACACACACACGUGUGCGCGCGCUCUCAUUGGCCCAGCUGCUGCUAAUCCAAGCUGUGCCCCCCUGCCCUCCUUCCUCCUCCUCAAGUAUUGGUCCAUGUUGGACCCCACACUUUCUCCCUUGUCUUCGUACUUGAAAGAAAAGCCGCUGGAGGAGUGCUUGCUUUACAGAACUGUACUGUCGUCAGUGGGUGGGCGGGGGUCAAAAACGCCCACUUGAGCCCAGAACGUUUCCCCUGUCCCAGAACAUUUUUAUACAUCCCCCUGACUGCUUUUUUUCUUUUUCUAACAUUUGUACAUGAUGCUUCGCCCUCUGCUGGAAGUCUUACGUGUUGCUGUCCAAUGAAAAGCAUGACACUUCAUAUGUUUGUGCCCAAAAAUUAUACACACUUUUUUUUUCUGAAGCCUUUUUGCCAAAAAUUUGUUGUUUUUUUUUUUUAUAACAAUACUAAUAAAACUUUUGGUGAUGCAUUGCUUUACAGUGGACAACAACAAUAUUGAAAUAUGUGUGAGUGCUCAGAAAAAAAUGAGUGUUUGCUGUUCAGUGAAAAUUAGGUACAGUAUUUACAAAGUUGGUGAUUUAAAUUUGUAGCCCCUUCCACAAAUUAUUUUAAUCAUAAAUUUGUUUGGUUCUAUUUUGUUUGUGAAAGGAAAUUUGUGGCGAUGCAAAUAGUAUGUGUGUGUGCGUGUUGUCGUCCAAUGAAAAACUUGUAUCAUGACAAAAUUUUCUUGACUAUUUUCAAUUUGCAAUUUUCUUUUUAAUCCCCACGAAAUUACAAUAUUUCACUUGUCAUUUUGCUAUUAUAUUAUCAGUAUGAAUGAUAAUUGGAGAAAAGUCAUUCAUCGACUUUUUUGUUUCAUAUCAAGAAGACUUUUUUUUUUUUUUAAAUCACAAAAACGUUUUGUGAGUAAUUGUUUUUCAUGAAUCACAGAAAAACUUUUGGAGAUGUAUGCUUUUCAGUGGACAACAACAUCACCAUCAUGUGUAUGGGUCCCUGUCCAAUGGGGAACAAAAAUUAGGUUUUCUCAAAAAUUCUUGCAUUAAAAAAAACAAAAAAAAAAACUUCAUAACCAAAAUUUUGGAAAGAUUUUUCUGCCAUACUGGAAAGGAAAAAAAACAUGGCCAAAUUUGGAGAAUUUUUGCUUUUCUAGAAAAAGAACACAGUGUGUGUGUGUGUGUGUGUGUGUGUUUUUUAUAUAUAUAUAUAAAACACACACACACACCAUACAGACACUCUUUCUAUUCGAUAAGGACAAAUUGGAUGUGUGUGCUGAAAUACCAAAUGUUGUACUGUUGGUCCCGAAGGGUUUUAUUAUGUUUUGUUGCGUGUCAACAUGGACGAUAAGAGCUCAUGUGUAGGUCCUACUGCAUUAGCAAUGUAUGUGCCUUUUAAGUCUUUGAUGCGUAUGUAUGUGUUUGUGAGAGAGACACGAACAAAAGUUGUGUAUUUAUUAGAUCAUGUGACUUAUAUCAUGUAACCAACGCUAUAGCCACAUGCACUUAUCCCCACACAGCUUCAUCGCAAUGUGCUUUUUACUGUAUUUUUUCAGUGUUGUGACCACACACACACACACACCACAUUCUUUUAAAGCAAAUUCUGUCAAAUUGGAGAGUGUCAUAUUUGUGGUCUGUGCUGGUGUGCCUUGAUAAAUCCUAUCAGGACCUUUUUAAGAGGUCGUUUAGCUUUCAGGACCAGGCCAGGCUGGAUUCUCAUCAAACAAAAUGUCCGUCCUCCUCUUCCAUUCUCUUAACAUUAACACCAUGGAUUAUUUGUGUACUGUGUCAGAUAAUUGAUAUUUUGGAUACACUUGUACUCUGUGAAUGUGACUUUGACAUUUUGAUUGACUGGCCCUGAAAGUAUGUUGUUUAAUGCAUGUUGUGGUCCAAAGUGUCACACAUUACAUUGCACAUUCAGUGGAACCU